Podarcis lilfordi (Lilford's wall lizard) is the source of this 150-nucleotide messenger RNA. The record is from the annotation of a GenBank genome assembly. NCBI's taxonomy places the organism in Eukaryota, Metazoa, Chordata, Lepidosauria, Squamata, Lacertidae.
AUGACGGCGCUGGUGCUUCUUCCCUCACCCCUGCUCUCUGCAGCCAGCCGUGACCUGGGCAGCCCUGGUGCCCCAAGAGGGCGGCUGUCUCGGAAGAAGGACAGUCCAAGCUGUAAGGUGACUUUCACGACAGCAUGCAGUGCUCACUGA